AUGGGCGAUUUCAAAUUGCAGCUCGACCCUUCGGAUAAAAUCAUCUUCAGCGGUAAAAAACUUGGCGAAGAAGCAGCAACAGCGUCUAUCAAGAUCACUAAUACGCUGAAAGAGAGAAUAGCAUAUAAGGUUAAAUGCACAUCAAACGAAAUGUUUCGUAUUCGUCCACCGGUUGGAGCUCUUAAGCCUGACGAUAAUGUUACAGUUUCUGCUCCUCGAGCAACAUGGGCAGACCAUAAGGGCGAACCAGAAGGAACAAAACGUCUCUACAUCGACUUUAAAAAGGAAGGUGAAGAAGAAAAGAAAGAUGAGAAGAAGGAUGAAAAGAAAGAUGAUGAAAAGAAGGAUGAGAAAAAAGAAGAGAAAAAAGAAGAGAAGAAAGAAGAGAAGAAAGAAGAGAAGAAAGAAGAGAAGAAAGAAGAGAAGAAAGAAGAGAAGAAAGAAGAGAAGAAGGAAGAAAAGAAGGAGGAAAAGAAAGAAGAAAAGAAAGACGAAGAAAAAAAAGAAGAGAAGAAAGAUGAAGAAAAGAAAGAUGAAGAGAAAAAGGAGGAAAAGAAGGACGAAGAAAAAAAAGAGGAAGAGAAGAAGUAG
Molecule: messenger RNA, 591 nt
Organism: Angiostrongylus costaricensis
Lineage: Eukaryota; Metazoa; Nematoda; Chromadorea; Rhabditida; Metastrongylidae
Source: the annotation of a GenBank genome assembly